Molecule: messenger RNA, 423 nt
Organism: Macrosteles quadrilineatus (aster leafhopper)
Lineage: Eukaryota; Metazoa; Arthropoda; Insecta; Hemiptera; Cicadellidae
Exons: 1
Coding region: 1-423 (140 amino acids)
Biological process (GO): mitochondrial respiratory chain complex IV assembly; mitochondrial respiratory chain complex I assembly
Cellular component (GO): mitochondrial inner membrane
Source: RefSeq, a predicted model, not a curated record
AUGGUGGCUCUAAGGACGCUCUAUGGCGUAGCCGCAGUUGGAGGAAUGGUCACAGCGCUCACAGGCUACACACUUCACGGAAUAUUGCAGAAAAGGGUGCGAGACUCUCCUGUUUAUAAGGAGACGAUGAAAAUAAUCAACACUAAUCCUGUUGGUUCAAGAUGUCUAGGUGUUCCUGUACGAAGCGAUAACGUUGAUGUUACAAACAGCAACAAUAUUUUGUCUCAGAGAUAUUGCCAGUUAGAACUCCCGGUGUAUGGUUCUAGAUGUAAGGGAAAGAUAUAUUUGCAAGCGGACAGGCUCACAGCUGAAGACGAGUGGAAUCUGUACAAGUUAGAAUUAGAAGUUCUUGAUGAUCUUGGUGGAAAAGUGAACAUAAUCAAUAAAGAACCUGCAUUGCAAAAGGAGACAACUUCAUUUUAA